This is a messenger RNA of Ahaetulla prasina, 286 nucleotides long. RefSeq names its product protein PET117 homolog, mitochondrial. Gene Ontology annotation, cellular component: mitochondrion. The transcript has 2 exons. The coding region runs from base 45 to 284 and encodes 79 amino acids. Gene Ontology annotation, biological process: mitochondrial respiratory chain complex IV assembly. Lineage: Eukaryota; Metazoa; Chordata; Lepidosauria; Squamata; Colubridae. The record is from RefSeq and is a predicted model, not a curated record.
UUUCGUGCUUGCUGUAGUGGGAAGUUGGGGUGCUACAUCGUGUCAUGUCAGCGACUUCUAAGGCAGCUCUGGGGAUUUCUGUCCUUCUCUCGGGCGGAGCCAUUAUUGGUGUCCACGUCCAACAGAGACGUCUCAGAGAGAGAUUACAUGAAGGUGUAUACAGAGAUCUUGAAAGACAGAAAUACAAGGAAUAUUUUAAUCUUUUAGAUAAACAUACUACUUUGGCCAUACAACUUGAAACAGAGAAUAGCAAAAUGCUAAUGGCAAGAAAACCCCAAGCGUGAAA